Molecule: messenger RNA, 1902 nt
Organism: Morchella sextelata
Lineage: Eukaryota; Fungi; Ascomycota; Pezizomycetes; Pezizales; Morchellaceae
Exons: 2
Coding region: 1-1902 (633 amino acids)
Biological process (GO): proteolysis
Molecular function (GO): dipeptidyl-peptidase activity; serine-type exopeptidase activity
Source: RefSeq, a predicted model, not a curated record
AUGAUGCGAUUCCUUCCUCUCCUCUUCACGGCGCUCGCAGGAGCAUCAGCUGUGCCGAAAUGGGACUUUGGUAACCCCAUCGCCGCACAGUCAGACGUGUACAGCGCUCCCGUCGAAAGCUUUGCAAACAUCACCGCGCUCAACAUCACGCUGCCGGUGGACCACAACGGCUCGACGACAGACACGUUCGAGAACAGGUACUGGGUCGAUGACAGAUUUUGGAGGCCUGGCGGGCCGAUAAUGCUAUUCGACGUCGGAGAAGCAGCCGCCGACGACACCGUCGCGGCCCUCGGCCUCACGCACCAGCCCGCGCACGCCCGCGCCAACAACGCCCUCAUCAUCGUGUGGGAGCACCGCUACUACGGGCAGUCGUGGCCGUCGCGCCUCCCCGAGACCUACAGCCCCGACGACGUCGCCGCCUACUUCCGCUUCCUCACCGUCGAGCAGGCGCUCGAGGACGUGGCCGUCUUUGCGCGCACCUUCAAGUGGAAGGACGCCGCCACCUCGCCCGGCCAGGUCCCGUGGGUCUUUGUCGGCGGCAGCUACCCCGGCGCGCGCGCGGCGUGGGCGCGGAAGCGGAACCCGGACAUCUGGUACGCCUCGCUGGCCAGCAGCGCCGUCGUCGAGGCGGCGACGCAGAACCCGUGGUACUACGAGGUGCAGCUCCAGGCGCUGCGGGAGAACGGGUACAGGCCGUGUGCGGACGACAUGGUGGCCAUGGCCAAGUAUAUCGAUGCCGCCAACAACACGCAGAUCAUUGACUGGGUCUACAUGGUCAGAAACACGAGCGAUGCGGUGGCAGGGGCGGCCGGCGGCGCUCUCGACUCGCUGGGCACGGCGGAGAACGCGCACGAGCUGCUGGGCGAGAUGGUCACGACGGUGCUCGUCGGGGCCCUCCUCGAGUACCAGAGCGUGGCCUUCCAGACGACCCCGUACUCGCGCGGCGAUCUUGGGUACUUCUGCGGGCUCAUGGGCGAGGCCAGCGGCAACUCCACACGGGGCGUCUUCGGGACCAUGGCCGAGGAGAGCGCGGUCGCCGUGUUUGCAGAGGCCGCCGGGAAGAACCUCGACCGCAUCCUGCGCCUGAACAACGGCCAGAUCUCGAAGCGUGACCUGCUGGGCCCGCCCCAUAUUGCUGACCGCCAGAUCCUGCACAGGCGUGGAGCAGCAGAGAGCGGGCAGCAGCUGAGUGCGCGCCAGCAGCAGCAGCAGCAGGGCGAGACGUUUGACCCCUGCGCCGCAGACGCGGAGACAUGCCGGCCGUGGCUGCAGACAAUGACCAACAGCUGGACAUACCAGGUGUGCACCGACUUUGCAAACCUGCUCACCGUGCCGCCGACGGGCGACUCGCUCUACCCGCGCAAGUUCAACAGCUACGAGUACAUGCGCCAGUGGUGGUGCGUCGACAGCUUCAACAUCACGGCCACGCCCGGCCGCGACCUCAACAGGAAGUACGGCGGGUGGAGCAUGGCCAGCAGCAACACCCUCUUUGUCGACGGCGAGUUCGACCCCUGGCGCGCGGGCACCGUCAACAGCCAGAUCCCCGAGGCCAAGGGCCGCCCGAGGACCGAGGUGGUCCCCGCGGCGGGCCAGGUCAUGACCGACACGGUCUUUGGCAUGGUCGUCGAGGGCGGCGCGCACUGCCCUGAUCUCGGCAUUGGCUGGAACCUGAGCGGGCGUCCGGCGUUCGAGCUGUGGAAUAAGGCGCUGGCUACGUGGUUGCCCAAGUUCGAGAACCACACCGUGAGCAACACGACGGCGGGCACGGGGCCGGGGGUUAGCAGCGGCAGUAGCCGGGCGGCCUCGGGGGCGGGCAAUGAGGAGCAGAACGGUGUUGCGGGGAGGACGGCGGGAGUGGUGUUUGCGGCGGUGAUGGCGGUGGCGGCGAUUGUUGUGGUUUAG